CCCAACCCCAAAACAUAUCAAACGAGCGAAUAACAACUGUCAUACGCCUGACUUACUACAGGCGUUUUCUUGUGCAGAAAAUGGUCUAAUAGCUAGCUAAACCUCCCAUUUGUAUAACAGUCGUUGCACAAACGUUAGUUAGGAUUAGACGCAAGCAAUAUCUUAUAACAAACGAAGCUUGGAUAAUGUCAUAGCCCCACUUUUCUCUAGUGAAUAACACUUCCUUUUUAUUAACAUAAAGUUAAAAUUUAUUUCUCUCUUGUUCACAUAUAAUUAAUAUGUAUAAAAUAUCAUAUAAAAUGCAGGAUGUGGUUAUAUUUCUAAAAUUUCCGCAAUUAACUGAUACAGGAAAUGUGGUAUGAAGUUAUAUUUACGUCAGGUGAAUUGUAAAAUAAAAUCACAAACAAGUUGAUUAAAGGUAUGGCAACACCCGCAGCAGACAUGUCUAACAAUGGAGAAUUGCCAAAAACUCGUGCACGUGUUGGUUUUGAGAUGAAGACUGCGGACCAAAACAUUGAAGAUCAUUUGCAGCAAAAAUCUCCUACCAAAGGGAGAGGUGAGGCAGCACUUCUUAAAAAACUUGAUAAUCAUUUCAAAGAUCCAUACACACGGAUAUGUAGAGAUCGUGGUAUUGGUAGGAUACCUGAAAAACUCAUUCUGAUGCCUUUAGUAUGGUUUUUCUGCACAUAUCAGUUAGUACUUUUUGGAAAUGAUCGGGCACAGUUUGCUGACUUUUUGGAACGAAAUAAUAUAGCAAUGAAACAUUUGUUGUUAAAAGACUGGUCCCAGGAUUAUGAAACUAUGCCCUAUCCUCCAUCGACUGGUAUAUAUGCCAUUUACACCAUAGAUAACCUGUUAGAGCAUAUCAAUUACACUGUUACAAACGUUUACAACAUACCCACAACAUCUGUCGGGUCUUUCUUUAUACGACGGACAAACGGAACAGGUGGAAAGGAAAAACCAGUAACACUAUGUCUCAAUUACUUCAAAACAGGAAUAUAUAAUAUAGCCGAAGAAAAAAUAGCGACAAUUGACACAACUCGUAAAACAGACUGUAGAGACAUUGAUAAACAAAGUCCACCAGGGUAUGGAUUUCAACCAAGCAUAGCAGACCUGAUGAGAAGUACUGAUGGAAAACUUGUCAGGUUGUUAUCGGUUAACAUUGAAUUCAAACUAAGUUCAAUCCAUUUGAAUGCUGAAACUGGAAAAGCUGUACAGUGUUUCGGUAUUCACGGAACUGUUUACUUUGACAAUCGAAAAAUAGAUGGACAAAUAACAGUUAAGCUCAAAACAAACAUUGAAGAAGUAAAAUGCAAUUCAGAUAGUGCUAGAAACGCAAAAACACAAGACAUUGUGAUUUCUGCGCUUGCAUUGUUGUUCUGUUUACUGCAUGGGCUGUUUUGUUUGCAAGGUUGGAUUACUUCUGCCAUACUGUUCAAGAAAACAAGAGACUACUACAACGAUUUGACAGGAAAGAUAUUAUCAACAAGGGCAUGCUGGGAAAUAUUUAAACUAAACGAUUUAAUUUUGUUCCUUUCACAUUGUGUUACAAUAGUUGGAUCGGUGAUAAAAAUUAGCAUUGAUCAUGGGCUACAGACAAACUAUAUUAUAUCAAUGUAUGACGCAACUGGAAUCCUCCUAGGUAUUGGCUGUUUGUUUACUUGGAUCAGUGUUUUGCAUUAUUUAGCGUAUGAUCAUGUAUUCGGCCUUUUAUUUAGUGUGAUGGAGAGAUCCGCAUUUGUUGUUAUCAAGUUUCUGACUUGUGUUUCCAUAUUAUUUGGUGGGUUUGUAUUAUGUGCAUGGGCUGUGCUUGGACCAUAUCAUAUAAAGUUUGCCUCUUUCACAUCAACCUUCCAGUCUUUGCUUGCUCUUGUAAACGGGGAUGAAAUUUAUGUGACAUUCACUGCUGUUGACUCAGACAAGGAAAUCAUUCGGUUUUUCAAUGGAUUCUUUCUUGUUGCCUUUUUGGCUUUAUUCACUCUGAUAACUCUAAACAUAUUUAUAGCAAUAUUCAACACAGCAUAUGAACAUCAACACGACAAUGAAUAUAAAAAAGAACAUAGAAGUGACCUUCUGAAAUUUUUAGGAAGGAUGGAAUCGAAAACGUUUGAUACUCCAACAUGUGCGUCAUGUGUAAGGAGUUCUUGUCCAUCAAUGUUGGGGUGUACCUCAUUUUGCGAUGAAGACCGAUACAAUCGAAAAUCCUACCAGUUCAAUACAUGAUGACUCUAUAAUGCAAUACAUGUUUUUAAAGAGAAUUUUUUAUAUCAAAAUCGAACAAUUUAUUGACAUUGUAUUCAUGAGCUCAAGCUGUGGUGUUUGUGUUGAUAAAAAGAAUGCUGUCUAUUUUACUUGUUGAGCAAAUGCAAUGUAUAUUGUUACUGUUAAUAUAACACAUCAAAGAGAAUAAGAUUAAUAUAA
Mytilus trossulus (common blue mussel) is the source of this 2421-nucleotide messenger RNA. RefSeq names its product mucolipin-1-like. Gene Ontology annotation, molecular function: NAADP-sensitive calcium-release channel activity. Gene Ontology annotation, cellular component: plasma membrane; lysosomal membrane. The transcript is spliced from 14 exons. NCBI's taxonomy places the organism in Eukaryota, Metazoa, Mollusca, Bivalvia, Mytilida, Mytilidae. The record is from RefSeq and is a predicted model, not a curated record. Bases 421 to 2223 code for a protein of 600 amino acids.